Messenger RNA from Zootoca vivipara (common lizard), 2198 nucleotides. RefSeq names its product syntrophin alpha 1 (gene SNTA1). Lineage: Eukaryota; Metazoa; Chordata; Lepidosauria; Squamata; Lacertidae. Gene Ontology annotation, cellular component: intracellular anatomical structure; dystrophin-associated glycoprotein complex; sarcolemma. Gene Ontology annotation, molecular function: protein binding; structural molecule activity. The record is from RefSeq and is a predicted model, not a curated record.
GGCAGGCGGCGGAGGCGGCGGCGCAGUAGCGGCGGCGGCUACCCGAGGAAUGCGCUGAAGAUGGCGGCCUGCCGGAGAGCUCCCAAGAGCGGCUUGCUGGAACUGCGGGCGCCGGGCGAGCAGUGGCUGCGGGUGCUCAUCACCCUUUCCGACGACUUCUUGAGCGUCAGUCCCAGCGGCAAGGGCGCCGACGAGCCGCUGCAGCCGCCGCCCAGCCCCGUGCAGCUGAAUGGCGGCGAGCCGGGCGCCCCUGUCCCGGACUCCCUCGCCAACAUCAAGCGCACUGUGCGGAUCGUCAAGCAGGACGUCGGAGGGCUCGGCAUCAGUAUCAAAGGUGGCCGGGAAAACAAAAUGCCCAUUCUGAUUUCCAAGAUUUUUAAGGGGCUGGCUGCAGAUCAGACGGAGGCCCUGUUUGUAGGAGAUGCCAUCCUUUCCGUCAACGGUGGUGACCUCUCUGAUGCGACACAUGAUGAGGCAGUGCAAGCCCUGAAGAAGACUGGCAAGGAGGUGGUCUUGGAAGUAAAAUACAUGAAGGAGAUCUCUCCCUAUUUUAAGAAUUCCUCAUCUGGUGCAACUGUAAGCUGGGACUCUUCGCCAGCCUUUCAAAAGCAAGCUUCACCUGCCCUCUCCCUACGAGACCUCAAGGAAGGCAAGAACAUCCCCUUAAAAAUGUGCUACAUAUCCCGGAAAUGUCUCCCCAGCGAUCCAGAAAACAGAUACCUGGAAGUGUGCUCAGCAGAUGGACGGAUCCCCCUGUUCCUUCGAGCAAAAGAUGAAGUGUCUGCCCAGGCGUGGUUCAACGCCAUUCACAGCAACAUCAGUGCCCUGCUGCCAAGAGUCAAAGAGGAACUGAGGACCUCACAGUCUGGAGUCAGUGUUGCAGGAGGUAGAGAUAUCAAGCACGUUGGUUGGCUGACCGAACAGCUUCCCGGUGAUGGGACGAAGAAUAUCCUGGCCCUCCUCACUGAGAAGGAACUUCUCUUCUAUAGCAGCCUUCCGCAAAGCAGAGAGGCCCUGAAUAAGCCAACACACAGUUUCCCUCUCAUCGCUACCAGGCUUGUGCAUUCUGGCCCAUCCAAGGGUUCUCUCCUCUACGACUCAGAGCUCUCGUUUGCUUUGCGGACCGGAACCAAGAAAGGCGUGGAGACGCACCUCUUUAGCGUGGAGACGCACCGGGACCUGGCCACGUGGACAAGGGUGCUGGUGGAUGGUUGCCACAACGCCGCUGAGUGUGUCCAGGAAGUGUCAACAGCAUGCACAUGGAACGGGAGAGACUGCACGUUGUCCAUUCACAUCGAGAAGGGUUUCACCAUCUCCACCCUGGAGCCAGGCCUCACCAAAGUCAUUCUGCUGCAGCAGCCUUUUGAGAGGCUACAGAUGUCCUCAGAUGACGGGGCCAAGAUGCUUUUCUUGGACUUUGGCAGCUCAGAAGGAGAGAUUCAACUAGAUCUUCAUUCCUGCCCCAAAACCAUUGUCUUCAUCAUCCACUCAUUCCUCUCUGCCAAAGUGACCCGGCUGGGGUUGCUGGCGUAAGGACACAGGGCAGAAUCUGGAGAGAGGCAAGACUCCAUGUGAUCUAUGCACUCCGGCCAUGCCAGCAUGGCCAAAGCACAUUUUUAAGAACGCCAUUACAGACUGGAACAAGGACAACGGUUAUAAUGCAUCCACAGCCAAAGGAAGCCAGUAGACUUCCUGGACAACUGAUGGAAACUCACGGACAGGCAACGGCCUUGGCACGCAAGUCCCAGGAUGGACAGUCCAUGCAAUAAACAUUCUCCUGUAAAGUUGCCCAUCAUCAGCACAUGAUGUUCCUAGAAAAAGAUAGAAAGAAAAUCCAUCACAAGCUUGGAAGAUAUGAGACUGCUGAAGAUGUCAUACCAACCCAGUUCUGCCAUCACAUUAGUGCCUUGAAGAUGAUAUUUUAUAUAUAUAUAUAUUAAAAAAAACUUGUUUGUAUCAAGGUUUUAUAUUUAUAUAGCUCAGUUUAUGAACCAUAAAGGGAUCCUUACAGUGUUGUUUGCUCUGCAUUUGUCACAACCAUUUUACACUCAAGACUGCAAUGCUGUGCACAUCGGCGUGGGAGUAAGACCUAUUGAACGCAGUGGGACUUACUCCAGAGUAAACAUGCAUAGGGGUUGAGUUGAAAAUGUGGUAGAUUAAGCCAGAUCUCUUCAUUACCUGUAACACAUAUAAUCUGG